GGAGAGUGGUUGCUUUUGUCCCUCUUCAGUUGCUGUAGCUGUGAAGAUGAAUUGACGUGGAGUGUUUCCGCCUUGCGAUUGCAGAGAGGGUGUGUAGCUGAUUUUCAGGUGGAAGCGGGGAGCAAAACAAUUACAGACCGAGUCAGAGUGACAGUUACCCCACAGUCUAACACAGACUGACCCUCAUACCUUGACCUCUGUCCUUUUAUUCUGACACCAUGAUCAAAGCCAUCCUCAUAUUCAAUAACCACGGCAAACCUCGGCUCUCCAAAUUCUACGAACACUAUAGUGAAGAUACAGAACAGCAAAUUAUCAGAGAAACAUUCCACUUGGUCUCAAAAAGAGAUGAAAAUGUUUGUAAUUUCCUGGAAGGUGGAAUGUUGAUUGGAGGGUCAGACAACAAGCUUAUUUACAGACAUUAUGCUACAUUAUAUUUUGUCUUCUGUGUGGAUUCUUCAGAAAGUGAACUGGGAAUCUUAGAUCUAAUUCAGGUAUUUGUGGAAACACUAGACAAAUGUUUUGAGAACGUCUGUGAGCUGGAUUUAAUUUUCCAUGUGGAUAAGGUUCACAAUAUCCUGGCUGAGAUGGUAAUGGGAGGAAUGGUGCUAGAGACGAAUAUGAAUGAAAUUGUUACUCAGGUUGAUGCUGAGAACAAAAUGGAGAAGUCUGAGGCUGGUCUAGCAGGGGCUCCAGCACGGGCUGUGUCUGCUGUAAAGAAUAUGAACCUCCCAGAAAUGCCUCGAAAUAUAAACAUUGGAGAUAUCAGCAUAAAAGUGCCAAACCUGCCCUCCUUUAAAUAAUGUGGCUGCUUCCAGUACACAUGAGUUAACAAAUGUUUACGAUGCAACUGUUUACCAAAUCAAAGAAAGGUUUAACUUUUAUUAUCCAGAAAAAAAUGAAGGUACUGUGUGAUUUUUUUCCUUUUGUUUUGUACAUGAUCUUAUUGAAAAUUAAUGUUAUUUUGUCUUGCUUUGUGACUUUAUUAAGGAACUGGAAAGUUAUUGUGUGCUUUCUUAAUUGCAUUCCUCUGCCCCUCAAAAGGCAUGUUGCUGUGUCUUGGCUGCUCAGUAUUUAAAAAAAAAAAUCAUAUAGUAUUUAAAACAUUUCCAGGACUUUGUAAAACCAGUUCUACAAAUUAUUCACAUAUACAUUGUUUGGUUUCUAAACCUUCAAAGCAUUAUUUUUAUUUCCUUUUUUCCUGCUUUGCUUGUUAUUUUACAGUUGUUGCAUUUUUUUUUUCCUGUUGCAACGUAAUAAAGUAUUAAAAACAACUUUA
Messenger RNA from Acipenser ruthenus (sterlet), 1276 nucleotides. Its product is annotated as AP-3 complex subunit sigma-1. NCBI's taxonomy places the organism in Eukaryota, Metazoa, Chordata, Actinopteri, Acipenseriformes, Acipenseridae. The record is from RefSeq and is a predicted model, not a curated record. Gene Ontology annotation, biological process: intracellular protein transport; Golgi to vacuole transport. Gene Ontology annotation, cellular component: membrane coat; intracellular membrane-bounded organelle; AP-3 adaptor complex. The transcript is spliced from 6 exons. Bases 219 to 800 code for a protein of 193 amino acids.